UUUUUGUAAAAUUGUAACUUAGGUGAGAAAAGUGGCAAAAGAGGGUCUACGUGUUGGAUCAAGUUCCUUUUCCAGUUUGGGAGAUCCAACGAUGGGUUUGUAGUAGCCUUGUUUUGAUAAAUUGGUAGAUAAUUUUGAAAUUAUGGAAUAUUCCCUUGUUUUAGUUUGACUGAACGAGUGUUGGAGUGACAUCAGUUCACCAAUGGUUUGAAAACUUUUAGAUAAGAUUGAAAUCAUAAAUUAUUUCUAAUUUUUAAUUCUAUAUAGGAUUAUAAGGUUCCUCCCCCCCCCCCAAUAUUUUAUUAUACGUUUGACUGUCUUCAGGCUAUGAAUGACAAAAUUAUUGAAAUCAAUCAAGUGAUUUAAAUAUGAAUUGAAAUAGAGAAUUUUCCAAUCAAAUAUUUAACGAUGUGUUGCAGUCCGUUUCUCAUGUGUCCGCUUUCUUUAUACAUUUUUGUAUCCAACCAUAAUCAUGUCCAAGUAAGCAAAAUUUAAAAAAUAAAGUAUCGGAUAGCAUGAUAAGGCUUUGCACAGUAUAAUAACACAAUACUGCAUCGUGAAUACUUACAGACAUGAGUAUAUUGUACUAUUUUAUGUAGGUGUAUAUGUAGCCAGGUUUCCUGAUAUGGUGUCAUCGUAUUCGAUUCCACCCCGAACUUCGAAAUACCUGAUGGUCUUCAAGAUUGCAAAGGUGAAGAUCAUUAUAACUUUUGAACAUCCUCUAACAAAAGCAACAGCAUCAGUCAGUGUCACAGUCUGGCUGUGGCGCCAUGUUUGCUGUGAUUAAAUGUUUUUAAUUUGCCACCCAAAAUGGUGGAAGUUGUGACAUCACUUGAAAGAGCCCAAUAGUCGCCUAACCCUCCUUACUAUACAUUCAUAGGGAAAGCUAAAAGCAGUUGGUGAGAGAACUGGAGAUGGAUGUGCACUUGAACCUACCCCAAACUAUGAUGGUCAUAUAUCCAAGUCUUUUCCUUGUGCACACAACGUUUCCUUGGAACAGGCUUUCACAUCUUCCCAGGUUGAUAAAUUAUUUGUAUUUGACAUACAAGGAUAGGAAUAGUGUUGUCCCACCUUUCUCUAGAUAGUAUAUGUUAAAACGGUGAAAUUGGUGAAAGAGGUUUUUACAGAAAAUGGUCCAGUCCAGGGCUCGAAAUAGCGGCCUGCCAAUGGCAAUGACCAAAGGCAGGCCAUAUUUCAGAAAUGGCAGGCGAAAGAGAAUUUGAUCUGCCAAGUUAAAAAUAAAUGCCAGACGAAAUUCUACAAAAACCAAAAGGCGUCCAAUGGUUGAGGACACAAUCGAUUUGCAGUUUGCCAUUUUCGGUAAGCGGUUUCCCGUUACGUCAAUCUUAAGGUGCCUAAUAGUUACAGUAAGGCAAAUACAUAAAUUAUGAUAUGCAUGACGAAAAUUAACAUUUAAUCUCUAUGUUCACUUCACACCUGAGUGAGACCAUUUUGGCAGUUUAAAAAUAGAAAUGACAGACCAUAAUUUGACCUGCAAAAAAAAUAGUUUGGCAGGCCAUAUAUUUUUUCUAUUUCGAGCCCUGGAGUCAAGUCAUCCUCUGAUGCAAUAUACAUGCACCUUUAAUUUAGGUCUCUAAGACAAAUUCAGUCUAGUUAGUGUGGGUGCGAUAUACCUGUAUAAGUAUUGCGAAUGCGGACGUUACUUUCCUUUGCAGUAUUAUUUUUAUGAAUUCUCGGAUGAUGGUGAUGAUUUACAUGCAAAAAGACCAAGACAAUGUUGUCCAUAUGCUGUCAUUCAGUUUUCUGUCACAUCAAGUCAAUCACAUCACUCUUUACCAAGAAAUGUCUUAACCCAAGACUCGUCCUUACGGAACUUACCAAGUCACGAAUCUCGCCAUGUCUCGACUCAGCUUGUUCUGUCACGCAACGAAAAGAAUAACGUAAGUACAAAGCAAAUAGUCUAUAUAUAAUAGUAAUAUAGUUUCUCGUGUCAACUGUCAAGGUUUCUUUAUUUUUGCAGCAAUAUUACGUUUUAAAUCAUGGAUUUUUGUAACUGUUUUAUAAUUUCCUAAAGACGCAUUAACCAAGUAUCAAGUCUGUUAGUAUGACGCGUGCAUGUUCAGUAUAAUGUAUGUAAUGAUGAUGGAUUUUCCUUAAUUUCUUCACUUCAGAAUGAUGUUACUCUGAUGGGCAUGAAAUCCAUGGUUGAUGGUAAUUAUAGUUGCUUGCUCCCUCUCCGAAACUUUUUUGUUAACGCAGUUAUUAACGCAUAAAACGGCUAUCGAACUUAUUAAAAACAAAUUUUAGUUUGGGGACCGGGCAUUAUUUAUGGCGGGAGGUUGCAUUGAAGAGAAAAGGGUUGGGCAAACAAAAUUUUGAGCGAGUAAAAGGUUGGGUAAAUGAAAAACAAAACAACUACUCAAGGGUUGGGUAAUAAAACAAUUAUUGUCAUUUCCAAAACAUGACUCAUUCAAAUAUAUUGAAGACUAAAAAGCAAUAUCAACAGUCGUAUGUCAAUACAAUAUAUUAUUCAAUCAGAGGCAAAUGGUUUCUCCGAAGAAAGUACAUGUGCAGACAACAUGAAAAUCGCACAAGCAGUUACCAAACUCAUGUCGCAGAAGUGGUAAAGGACAUGUGUGGCAACUGAACGAUAUAUGAUUUUUGAGGUUGGGUAAGAAAUAUUUUGACUUUUUAAUGGCGAUCUCAGCAAAAUGUUUACCAAGAAAAACAUUUUUCUUCGGUGCCAAACAACACCAUAAAUAAUGACCGGUCCCUUAUCUAAUAAACUUAAAUUUUGAUACAAUCAUAAAUUUAAUACUAAUUACUAAUACGCGCUAAUACAACUAAAAUAUUUUUCGUAAACAUUGUCCCAGGUCGGAUGUAUGCAAACUAUUCAAAACAAGGCAGAACUCUGUGGUCAGGCGUGAUCAAGAACAAAGAAAAUAUUCUUUCCUCGGCUGACUUAAUAUGUUAUUCCAGCGAUAUUUUACCUAUCACUAUGUAAGUUGAUAAAUAUUCGAAUUUUGAUUACAUGCAGUUUCAGGGUUUUUUCCCGGAUUUUCUCUUGUGUCCGUUUUUGCAGAGAAGAUUGAGUUUUAUAGCUGAACACCCCCCCCCCACUACUGGGGAGCUGACACUUGUACUCAAUAUAAAUGUAGUUGAGACGGAAUGUGUUAAAUCAGAGGCACUGAGGGACACUAUAAACGGGUUAAAGAUGGGGAAUGCAUAGUUUUUCUUGUGUUGUGAGAUGAAUUCCAGCCAUUUUUUCUUAAUUGUCGGGUUUCCAACUGAAAACUAAUUUCCACACGUCACGAAUUUAACUCAAAUAACUUCAUUUUUACUGCACUGAAACUUUGGUGAGAAGAUUGAGUUUCAAAACUCAAUUCAAGAUUGAGUUUUUGGGGCCGUUUAACGGUCCUAAAAAAUCCCUGAAAAAAGCCUGCCAGUUUAUAUAUUAAUAAAAUUUAACCUGGUCCAGAGAGGCAGUGAAAGAUGGGUAUUUGUUGUAACUUUAUAAAAAUGUAUUAUGUCGACCUUCCAAAUUAUGUUUAUUUCCUGUAAUCCCUGGUUUAUACCAGAAGAGGGUCGUCCAACUGGACGAACUUGGGCAAGGGAAAAUAGUCCAAUGGUAAUUUGCAGAGUUUAUGUAGUGUACUGGUGUUAUGGUCGUCACCUACUGUACAGUACGCUGGCACCAUAGAUAUCUUACUGUAUAUACACUAGAUGGCGCAUCUCUUUUAGUAAAAUUGAAGCCAAGAACAUUCCAGCGGUUACCCCCCAUUUGAAUAGAUGGUGGCCAUGUUGGUCGUUCCCACUUGCUAAUAAACGCUUAAAAACAACAAUAACUUUCAUCAUUUGAAUAGUUUAAAAACGUAUUUGGAAUAGGGUUAACUUAAUGUUUAAGUUCCCUGUUUAAGAAAUAGAAAACAUACGAAUCUUUUCAUUUCAUGGGAACGACCUGAGACUGCAAUCACGGCUUCAAUUUUUGAAUUGCAGAUUAAUUAGAUGCACUAUCUAGUGUAUAUAAAAUAUCUAUGGCUGGCACAGACCGUUCGAGUUUACAACACAAUUUCUGGCAUAGAGUCAUGCUAUGUACAGUAUAACGUUUUUACACUAAAUUUUUCUGUUGGAAAUUUUUCCGCAUUUUACUUCGCCAAUUUUUUUAUCACGAACAUACAAAGAAAGAAAUAAACUACAAUGAAAAAUAUCUGAAAAUGAAAAGGAUUCUUUGCUCAUUGAUAUAGUAGUUAGUGCUUUUUAAACUAACAUCGAUCUCUGUCCGAUGUUGCGUUGCAAGUUAUACCAAAAAUCGCCUCGUGUAACAGUCUAUUAGGAAAAACUAAUGCUUCAUUACCUGAAAUGUAGUUAGCGGAUUUACGGAAAAAAACCCAAGAUGGGAUGGUUUGUUUCAAGGCUAUUUUCAGUUCAGAUCGCACUAUUCUACCUAGUUCUGAAUACUCCGUCUUGUGUUUACCCUAACACUGAAUAUCCAUCAGGGAUGAUGCGUUUCUAGUAUAAGUCGGGCCAAUAAUUUAACUGUGACUCAUGGAGGACAUUUUUAUUUCAGCGGAGGAAACAUUGAUAUCAAGGGAAAAGUAUCGUUCGAGAAACUUAAGCCAUUAUUUCCCUCGCCUAUUUUUAAACAGUUACCAGCGAUUUCAUCUAAAUGCAAAGGUAAACUUUAUUCAGUUUUAAAGUAUAGAUGAUUGAUAGGAUUAUUACUGAUUAUGUGCUUUGUAUUAAUCCAAACAUUUAAUUUUCUAGUUUUUGACGAAGGAACGAUGUACCUUUAUUGUGAAGUGCGACCGAGAGAAAAGAACAACACCAAAUUCGCCAAACUGAUUAAAUUUUUUCAACACAAAAAUCUGGUAAGCUGUUAUACUGUGAUGCACGAAUUGGAAAAUAUGUAAAAGUAUAUACAGUACUCUAAACGUACGGUACAUAGCUGCGAACAUUUUUUAUACCUGCUUUACCUUAAUUACAGUAUGUAAUAAUUAGAGUUAAUUAUGUAGUGAUUAGAGUUUAUAUAAUAACUACAGUGAAACACGCAAUUUGAUUGGUCAAAAGCCGUGUAGGAUCAGGCUAUCCUGCACGAGGAAUAAAUGUCUUCGCGGGAUUUUCGUGGGAUUCUCAAAAUGUCAUUGUUUCACUGUAGUUAUUUUAUAAAACAAUUACCAAAUGGUUUUCCAAGCAGGAUAGCGUGAUCCAUACACUUGGGAUGUUGCUCGACUUUCCGAAAGUUUCGCGACAUCCCUCGUGCAUGGAUCACGCAAUCCUGCACGGAAAACCAUUCGGUAUUCCUUUAAUAGUUGUCUGUUGUGUAUAUAUUUAUGUAUUUUUCAUUUAGGCUGGUGUCGCUGAGUAUCCUGAUUCAAGUGCGCUUAUUUAUGUUAUUCCAACAUCGGAUUUCAGCCAUCAGUUAGGUAUACAAACAUAAACAGCCACUUUAUAUUUUUCUUUUGUCGAUGCAUAGUGACUCUUCUUUAAUUUUUACCAAGGUUUGACAGAUCGACAUUACCCGAAUCUACUCCAUGCUGUAAUUCUGAAGCGAUUACCGAAAGAAGGUAUGGUUAGAUUUAAUGAUAUAAUGUUAAGAGGAAAAUUCGAUUGAAAACUAUAUAUGCAAAUAAAUCUUUGCAUUUAGUGACGAACUUAAAAACAAACUGCAAGCCGUAUUAUGUGGGGAAAAUCCUUAAGGAAGUAACGUACUUUGCAUUACUUUCCUCUACCAGGAUAAAUUUGUUUGAAAACAAUUGUAUAUAUUGAACUGUUCGGCCGUUGUGAUUGACUUGACGUAUAUCUGUUGUUCUGUUCUGUGGGUUUUAUGUAUGCGACGUCAAUUUUCCUUGCGGGUGUUUUGUCUGUUUAUACUAGUUCAUGAUUAAAUAUUGAACAUUGUAUCCUAAAGCCGGAUGCUAACUUGUUAUUGUUUCAACUAAACAGGGACGUCUGAAGGUCGUUUUCCACUAGGCGGAAUUUUCCGCGCGGAGCGGAAUUUUUCUUUGUCUUGUGAUUUCUCGGGUGGAACUAAUUAGAAAAGACAAAGAGAAGUUCCGCUUAGUGGAAAACGGCCUUAAGAGCGUGGCUAAAUAUAUUGCUGUCAUUGACUGGGCCAGACUGGCGCAAUUUGCGUGCUUUGACUAGGUAUAGGAGCAAUUAAUCAAUGAAGUAAGAACAUCUGCUGUGAUUGUAACCCCUUUCUGUUUUGUUUAGACAUUCAGUCGUACAAGAAAAUGAAUAAGAUCAGCGCAGACCCUAUUACAGAGGCUGCGGUUAGACGAGAUAUCCGUAAAGAACUGCGAAGAAUAGAGAUUGAAAAACUAAAGAAACGUGAACAAUCUGAUAGUUCUUCUAGAGCAAGCAGUGAUAUGGAGAUAUCUUCAAGUGAUGAUAGAGCCGAGUCGGGUGCUGAGAAAAAGAAAACUGAGGUUAAAAACGAAGCGGCUGGGGUAAGUGUUGAGGUUGCCAAGGAGAAAGGUACUGCAGAUGCCGUGGUCGGACGCACAGACAGUGAAAGUAUUGGCGAGGAUAUAAAUUAUUCAAUGAAAACAAUGCAGAUUGAAGGUCAAUGCCAAGAGACACAUGUUUUAUCUGCAGUUAGUGAAAUUGUAGAUGGAGCGACUGCAUCGAAAGAUUCUGCUAAAGUGUUAAAGGAUAUAGAAACCAGUCCGAACAAAAACGAUCAACAGAAAAUGGCUGAUGCUGUUGAGGUUUUCCAAUCACCUCCGCCUAUUCGAAAACACGCUGCAGUUGUUGCGUUUGAUGAUACGUUUGAUAACAUUGUACCUGGGACAAAUACAGUAACUCGGCAUUUCAUGGAUCCUCGUUUAGGUUGCAAAACGGAUAGAUUUCUACUCGCAAGUCCAAUUGAAGUUGAACCUUUGUCAUCAGAUAGUGGUGCUGAUACACCAGAACAAUCGCCUGUUUUGAGAUAUCCAAGAACGAAUGAAAUGUCCGCUGGAGUAGUUCCGCAGUCCGAUUCUGUUAUGGAUGGUACUGUGGAAGGUACAGCGUCCACUGUGAUACAAACAGAUAAAACUUCUAGUGAGAAGGACAAAGUAUCGCGAUUAUCGUCUCGUCUUAUGGCUUUGUUUUCUCAGACUGGAAAGCGACCACCGAAAAGCAGUGCGAGUAUUGAAACCAGUUUAUCCACUGUUACCUCAUCUGUUUCUUCAGCUACUCCAACAAAAUCAAUGGUAUCAUCAUCAUUGCCAGUUGAAUUAAAAAAUAUUACCACAGAGUGUCUGGCAACAACAAGUGCUCAUAAGCUGCAAACAGCUACACCGCUGUUAAGCAUCCCUCCGGCUACGUUAUCCGCAUCAUCUAAUUUCCCUUCUGCAGGCGAUGCUACAGUCAGUUCAGGAUGUGUGGUUACUGUUGCUAACGACAACAAGGCAACAGUGAUUGAUAUGCAGAGUUCCACCACUUGUGCUUCUCCUACUCAUUUGCAGACUUCGUUCGUUACCCUUGGAGGCAGUCGUAUAUAUUCAAAUAAAAGUACAGCUCACGGUGAAUCGUCCUCAAAUUCAUGGGGGGAAAUUUUAGAAGCGUCAUCGGGACUAUAUCCAGUGUCUUUUCAACAGACUGCAGUCACAAAUUCGGCUUCCACAUUGUCGUCUUAUGCAACUGCCUCAAACGUUAAUUCCACGACGACCUAUUCAACUAGUCUCAAUAAUUAUGACUCGGAAUCACCAUUACGACAGAUGUGUGUCGCAUACCCGUCUGCCGAAGCUUCACUUGAAGUUUCGUCGAUUCCUAGUUGUACUAAUACUGCAACAACUUCCUUUGUUUUAACUGCUACAGGAUCUUUAACGCCUUCUCCUGUGCCUUCAACCUAUACGACAUUCAAUACCGGAACACCUGCUUCCACGGAGUGCGAAACAUCCACAGUGCAAGCUACAGUAGAACAAUUAUACUCAUCAGAUAGACUUGCAUAUCCAGCAACAAAUACAGCUCGUACGGUAGCAAAUACUUCUGAAUGGGUAGUGCCCAUGGCUAUUUCUAAAGAAUCCGAAAUCCUACCGAAAUCGGAACAGUCUCCGCUGUUUACGUCAAAUACAAAUCUGAAACAAAUUAUUUCAUUCUUCCAAGCCAAAACAGCAUCACAAUCAACAACAACUACUACGUUUUUAGUAUCACCAUCUACAUCACCAUCAAGUACCGUCAAUGUUUCAGAUGAAGGUAGUACUAAUGAGAUUAGGGAGGCGGCACUCUCACACAAACCGCAGAUGACAUGUGGAACAAGUCUGUCAGUUACAUCUUCAAGAUACGAUCGAAAGUUAACCGAAGAUUUCCCCCAAGGAAACGAACCCCAGAAAGUACAAACUUCUGAUGACGUUGCCACGUUGGAAACAACACAAGAUUAUGGCCGUGUGGAGUGGUACGAUACAGUGGACACGCAAUCCUAUGAUGAUGUGCAAGAAUUCAGUAGUUCAUCACAAACACCAAUAAUGGGAACAUAUGAAGCAUACAGCAGUGGUAUUGUGCCAAUAUACAGUAGGGAUACUGUGCCUGCACAAACACCAGUUACGGGAACAUAUGAAACAUAUAUUACUGAUGCUGUACCUACGCAAACACCAGUUAUGGGAACAUAUGAAACAUACAGUAGCGAUGCUGUAUAUACACAAACUCCAGUUACGGGAACAUAUGAAACAUACAGUAGUGAUGCUGUAAAUACACAAACUCCAGUUACGGGAACAUCUUGCGAAGCAUACAGUAGUGAUACUGUGCCUACACAAACAUCAGGAAUGGCAAAAUUAUAUGAAAAGUACAGUAGUGGUACCGUGUCUACUCCACGUGCUGUUAAUACCCCACCACUUCCUACAGAGGCCCUACCACCACCUCCACCACCACCAUUGACCUCAUCUUUUUCAGCUGGUUACACCACGGCUUACUCGGGCAACAUGAACAAGGAUAGUUUAUCUUACCUAACUUCGACGGAGCGUGAGGUAUAUACGUAUUCCAAUUCUUGUCCAGAGGAUCACACUAAUCGUGCAGCCCAACCUACAUCACAUGAAAGCUCUGACUUAUAUGAGUAUGGAUUGACAUUAUCAUCUGACCAAGCUACUACCCAGGAUGCUAGUGAGUCGUACUUCUGUGAUGGAAAUACGCCAUCAACAGACUCAUCUCGAUCUAGUACUCCAGUGAUCACCAUGCAGGAGAAGCAGUUAAAACCAGGGUCGGUUUCUCAGUAUUCCCCCACGUCUACUCCCCCUCCUCCGCCACCACCACCUCCACCACCACCACCACCACCACUACUCUGUGUGUACAACAACCCUGUGUUUCACCAAGACAAUUACUCUGCAACAUAUGCACCUUUGUAUACACACCCAUAUUCCGGAAUCCAACCAGUACCCAUUCCAAACCCCACUUUAUCUGAAUAUCAUUAUCCUGCUUCAGGAAACACAGGCUACCCAACUUUUCCUUCCUCGUUAACAGCAGAUUUUGAUAGCACCUCUGGGUUUGGUUAUACAAAGCAGAUUACACCUUUGUGGAACGAAAGCUCUACUGUUAGAAGUAACGAGGAUCAAUCUUUAGCGACGAACUUGGACCAACAUAAGCAUUCAAAAUAUGUUGCUGAGAUAUCCAGUGGAGAGAUCGUUGAUAUCAACGGUACGUCGAAACAGGAUAAAAGUAGUUCCUCGAAACUUAGCCGUGAGACAGCUGAGAAUUUAAGAACUAAAGAAACCGCGUUCCCAUGCGGAACGCUUAAGUCCCCCGAAAAGAAUUCUAGCAGUUCUCAGACAUUAUCAGUGGGUAGUAAAGAUAAUUCCGACCUAAACUUGUUGAAACACGAAGAAAUCAGUGGAAGCCGCCAAUCAAGGGAAACCAGAUCCAGUGGUAGUGGUACACAUGCCGACACUAUAUCCGAUGCCAGUCCUUUCCAAAUCCAGAAAGAUAAAAGCCGUACUCCUGAAUCUCCAAGUUCUGUGGACAAAGAUGUAACUACUACUACAGACAACGCUGAAUCAAGCUUCAAACCAGGUUAGUAAAGUUAAAGUAUGGAUAGACUGCGGUUGUUUGUGUCUGAAUUUAAACAUUGCCAUCGCUGAUAACCUCUUGACGAAGGGGUGUAAGGGCAUUGUGGUAGUGCUGUGCAAACUCCGGUUUUUCAUAUCCGGCUCCGGCCGAAUUAUAGCUCUGAGCUCCGGCUCCGGCCACAUCAUAAAAUAUUAAAUAAAUGUUUUUUUUAUACGAUCAGAGAACAUUUAUUAAUAUUAUUAUGAAUAACCCUUUUCGCGCUUCCUUCCGAAACAAAACAGUUAAAACACUUAACCACGCAGAAACCAGCCUCGAAAAAUCUUUGACAGUGUUGCAAUUUUUAUAUAGCAUGACGCGAGGCAUGACGCUAACACUCUCAGACUCCACAGCGCAAUUGUUCACACGCAAACAAAGUACUCUGUCAUUUUCAAAAGGUUGAUAUUUCUUUCUUUUGUACUUUUUCGUUAUCUACAAGGCAUGAAUACACAGACUAUGUAGCGCUAAGUCAGAUGGCUUCAUGAAAGCAUGACGUUUGUAAGUUGCGAUCGUAUUACAGCUUUUCGACGCUGUUCCUGUGGGCUGUGGCAGUUUGAGUCAUUCAUGAAUUCAUUAACAGCAAUUGGCAGUUUGCAGUAACUAACAAUCGUUUGACAUUUGUCUCAUUUCAUAUUGUUUUCUUGUCAUUUUGCCGGAGCUGGGAAAACGUAACUCCGGCUCCGGGCUCCGGCAUACAAAAUUCGGCUCCGGCGUCGGAAAAACUGCCGGAGCUCCGGCAGAACUCCGGCUCCGGCAACUCCGGCGCACAGCACUACAUUGUGGUUUUUAAAGUAGUUCAGACACAAACAACGCCGGCCUGUUAGAAAAACCAAUAAGUACGUGUUGGUUUGACACUCGCUAGAAAAAAACCACCUCUGCUGAAAAGGUGUUAUAUCAAGAACCACAACUUACAUGCAACAGAGAGGUUCAGAUUUUGAUUUUCGCCUUUACCCCGCCUUUUGGUAAGCGAUUCGUUCUUACUGUCGUAAAUACUGUUGAUGGAUUUUGCAUGGACAUGCAAUUGCAGUACACACACGAUUAGGGACCUUAUUAAUUAUGAAGGGCCUUUGUUGUUGUUGUUGUUGUUGCUAGUCUAACAUUUUCCUUGCUUGUAAUAAUUUGGACAAGCGUUACGAACUAUAGCUUUCUACCUCUCUCCUCCGCAGAGGCAUCCGCUCGUGCUCCAAGAUUCGCCAUGUAAAGUGUGGUGAAAUGUAUCUCAAUACUAAUCGUAAUCAUAGCCAACUAAAGCCUCUGCGGAGGAGAGAGGCUUUCUGCCAGGUCUUUCUAAUUAGAACCAUAGCCUUCUACCAGGUCUUUCUAAUUAGAACCAUAGCAUUCUACCAGGUCUUUCUAAUUAGAGCCAUAGCCUUCUACCAGGUCUAUCCAAUUUUCAGAUCUGGUAGUUAAGCAAUUAAUUGUGCUGUAUAUCACAGCUGAUUAACCACGUAUCUUUUGAGAAAUAGUUAACCCUAACCAUGAUGAAAGGUAUGAGAUACUGUAGGUACUGUAUAGUGUUGUCAUACGACUAGCAAAAAUACGAUCUUACAUACAUACAUACUUUAUUGUGUUCCUCAAAGAGGCUUUUCAACACUAAUUUACAUGGAAUGGUGAUUAAAAAACAAGGUUAAGAUUACAUAUAUAAAAAUUUACUAGGAAAAAUCUUCUAUUAUUAAAAUAGUCCAUUACUAAGAAUACAGUCUGUCUAACAUGUCUUUCUUUAAUUUAUUCUUAAAACUUCUCAAAGAUGGCAUUUGUUUCGUGUUAUUGUUCAGAUCAUUCCAUAGUUUCACCCCUUUAUAAUGAAAUGUUCUCUGGCCAGUGGUGGUAUUAUAAAUCGGUAUUUGGAGGAGCUUUCAGUUACGUGUGUUACAUUCAUGUAUAUUUGAUCGUUUACUAAAUUUAUUGCACAAGUAAGGUGGGGCUAGAUUGUUAAUACACUUGUGCAUCAAAACUGUAUCACCAUAUGAAGAUAAAAUACAUGAAUCCACGGCUGUGGAACCAUUCUCUUGGAACCAUCCGCUUCGGCCGCUUUGCAAACUUAGGCUAACAAUGUUUGGACAAAAAGAGCACGCACACACAGCAGUGAACUGUAAUAACACUGGAACGCUAACUGCAGAUAAACAUGCCCAUACUUGCCUGAAACCAAAAUGGCGCUUCUCGCGAGCACGGCCAGCAAUAAAUUAACUUUCAAAAGGACUGGGGAGAGUUUCGAGGAGCGGGAAAUUCAGUCAAAAGUUUGUUUUUGAGCGAAAAUCAGCAAGAAAAAGUACUUUUUUAUCAAAAGGCUUCAACUUUAAAGAUUCAAACCUGGUUUCCUGGAUAGUUCUAAGUAUUUUACAUCCACUAACAGCAAAAACGUCCUGGGGCUGGGUAACAGCUUGAUAUUCAAAAUAUUACACAAGUUUGAACGUGCCGAAAAAAACUUCGCACUUUGACUCCUGAAAAAAGAACUUUAUAACUGCUCUACGUUCUGGAAACAUGUUUUGUAUUAAAUUUCAGGUAUUGUUGAAAGUUUUUAGCUUUUUUCCUUGUUGAAAUACAGCUAUUUAGUGGUCGAAAACAGACAUCUUUUUGGUGGCGUAUUUUCCACUCCAUACGUACAUGGCGGCCUUCAAUUUGGCUUCAAAGAUGGCCGACAAGUUAUCGUUCCAGUUCCCUUAGAGUUCACUGACACACAGUAAGAAUCUCGAUUAAAAUUCAUGGCCUGUUUCUUAGCCAAUGAAUAUUCACCUCAAUCUCGAUGGCGUUUAAUUAAGUAAUAAUUCCUACGACAGGUAUAAAAAAAGCUUGUCCUCUAUUUAUUCUACUUGUGCCCUUCAAAUAAGAAGCAAUUAACUAAGAAGCGAUGUGAAUUAUUUAGUUUACAGUGGGUGUUGGAUAAUAAUGCUUCACGAGUAAAUAAUUUAUGAGAGAAGUUAAUAUAUGCGUAUGAUAUUAUAUGAGCUUGUGUUAUAAAGGUAGUAUAGGGUAUCUAUUGUAGAGCUUCCUCAAGACCCCUUGAAAGGAAUUGAGAUUAUGGCAAAUAAUUCGUCAGAGCUAUUGCCUUCUGUUAUUUUAUGCACCACAAGUGAAGUACGUUUUGCUACUAGUAUGGAAGCCAUUGCUGCAAAAAUUGUUAUCACAAUUAUGUCCAUCUUCGUCUCUUUCUUUGGAAUAUUGGCGAACACUCUUGUCAUUGUGGGAUACGUUGGCAAUCGUCGUUUACGAACUAUUCAGAACACGAUGUUUUUGUUUCUAGCUAUUACUGACGUUGGCGGUACUGCGUUGGCGUUACUGCAGCCAAUCUUGAGUGGUUUGUUGGGAAAACGUAGCUGUAUUUUAUGGGAAAUAAACUUUAUAUUAGGUAUUCUGUUCGAAGAAUUGUCACUAGUAACCAUUGUUAUUCUUAGCUUGCAAAGUUAUAUAACCUUGGCUUAUCCGUAUCGUUCUCAAAGUAUAAUUACAAAGUCUCGUGUAAUUAUAGCAUUUUUCGUCUCUUGGCUUCUCGUCUUUAUUUCAGCCUUUUUGAUUUUUCUACAUAAGCCGUUUGCUGGAUACAUAUUCAUUUGUAUUGUGUGCUUUGCAAUAGUCACAGUUGUUUUCACAUGGAGCUGGACGUAUAAACUCGUUGCUCAACAUCGAAAUGUUAUUGACAUCACUCAAACUCCGACAACUCGUCAAAAUGUAUCGCGUAAGAAGGUCCUAAGAUCGACAGUUACCGUUUUUGCUGUUAUUUCAAGUCUGCUGGGAUGUUAUUCCUUUGUUUUGUGCUUAUUUUUCUUUCAAAUUUUAAUAAACCCUUCGACACUUGGUCAUGAUGCCUAUCUGACAUUGUCCUCAGUGGCUGUGACAUUGAUGUACUUGAACUCUCUACUGAAUCCUUGUCUUGUAUUCUGGCGUUGUGGUAACUUUAGGCAAGCAGUAAAAAACAUAUUCAAUUAUAGAAAGGACUAAAAGAUAUAGCAAACAGCUAGCCUUAGUAGCCAAGCUAAGAAAACUGCAGAUGGAUAGGAAUUGUACAGACCGUUCGAGUUAGCCAAGCUAAGCCUAAUUCUUUCAAGAGGCAGAUGCAUGGUUGAUUGUCCGCUGCGUAUUUGCAGUUUGUGCUAAAGGCAAACAGGUGUGACUUAGGGCAUGUUUAUAUGAUCCCAACUAGGCCAGACGGGACGUUUUCAUCCCGCCUAGUCGGAAAACUCGCUUAUGGCCGAGACACACCGAACGCGAUUCGACAACGCGGCGCGAUUUUUCUAUUUUCACUCACGUAUAACUUUGAUCCUCGUUUAGGUUUUUCAAAUAUUUAGAAGCGCAUUAACAUUUUGAGUUAUUUGGUCUACAUAUCUUUUAAAAUUUCCGUUCAUUGGCUGUUUUAUUAACUUAAAACUGAAAAUCGCGCCGCGUUGUCGAAUCGCGUCCGGACGCGUCUCGGCCUUGAUUAAGGCAAGAUGGCGUGUUUAUAUGGAAACAGCAUUGGGUAAUAUAGAGGGCGGUUCUAGUGAUGUGUCAAGUUUAAUUAUAAACUAUAUUUGGGAUAAUUUGUUGAUUAGUUGUUUAAAUGCAGUUCCAUGGAGUACAUGAGAAUAAUCUGCGAGAGCAUAAGUAUCACACGAGAUUGUGAUAUUCUCAUUUAGUAUAAAUUUGUUACCACCCGGUAUUGUCAAAACGAUGACAGAUAGCUUGCAUGGCAGGUCGGCGUUGAACGGAGAAUUAGCACCUGCAAGAAAACCCGGCAUUCGUGAUUGAACCAUCGAGUUAUUAAUGGCCAUUAAUCUGUUGUGACUAAACGCCGUUUAAUUUUCGCACGUGGAAUGUGAUUGGUAAAUGUCACGAGUUAAUUGACAUGUUUACACAACAGCGAAUACAUUAUUAUUGGGUGUUUGUAAAACCCGAAACACACCCGGAACCCUGCUAAGUAUAUAGUCCAAGAAGUUUUGCUCGAGUAUUUGCACGUGCUUUUAACAAAUUUCGCACUAUAUGACAUUGAUGAAUUAUUGUGAUGUUGUCAGGUUUACACCUUUCUACUACAGAUUUGGAUUGUUACCUUUUGUUAAGUUAAGGCGAAACGUGUAAAGCUAUUUUGGUUUUCCCAAUGUUUAUAAUGCGUCUUUUAUGAAAUUCAUAUUUAUAGGAUCAAAAUUCAUUUCACAUUCUCACUUACCGGGUCAGCCCCGUUGCAUUUUUAGGAUUUAAGCCUGUUUUUCACUAAACCGUAUCGUAACGUAACGUAGCAUUUUCUUUUGUGUCGAAGUCAUUAGUUCUACACUACUGCUCAGGGAACAAAGAAAUACGCUACGUUUCGGUACGAUACGAUUGAAGUGGAAACUGGCUUUAGAAGAGAUUAUUUGAAUACUAUAAUACGGGAUUUUUUUAAUUUGGCAAAGAUUUUGGGAUUUAAGGGUAAUAGGAUAUUUUUGACAAGAUUUUCUGAUGUUUAUUAUUAUGUGUACACCGAUUUCUCGAGUAAUGUAUCUCGCUGAGUUCUCUGACCGUAACAUAUUUGAUAUUUCUUAAAUAAUGAUAUACUGGCAAACGCAGGGAUUAUUCACUAUAUAUAGUCUUCAAAAUCUUCAAGAACGAACUUUCUCUAAGCCUCAUGUUUAUAAUAUAUUUUGUGUUCAAUGUUAUUACAUCAACAAACGAGAUAAGAUUACAAUUUGAAUUUAGAUUAAAUUCAAAUUGUAAUCUUAUCUACGUGAAGAUGUAGUAAACCUAACAAUAUCACGUACAAUAACUUGUUUAAUACAAUUUCACGCGAAGAAUUUCGCCGUCGUGGGAUCAAGCUUUUCUUGCGAAAUUUUUCGCGUUUCGCCAAGAAAAAGCGCUCAUGGGAUUCGGCCUGAACAAGCCUUGUUUUUGCAGGCCUUCGAUAUUCUCUGUUCGUCUUUUCCGUUUCAAUGAGAUCGCCGGCCUGCCAUGCAGUAUGCAUAACGAGUCUGAGAGUCUUAUUAAUUAAACUGUAAAUUGUCAAAUAGCAUGGAAAUGUUUGUUAUUAAAACUGUAUUAAAAGUUGACGUUUGCAACGUUUAUUCUUUUAAGAUUUUUUAUUACCCAUCGAGCUACAAUAGGCCCAAAUGCGGCCUACUUCAUUAUUUUCAAUUUUGCUCUGCGAAAGCCUGAUUAUUUUGCUCUGUUUAGCCCAGAUGAUUUUACUCGUCAUGGGGCUAUUCUUGGAGUUAAAAUUAUUGGGGGCUAAUAUUCGAAGUUACAGUUGUUGAGUAAAAUACUCAGUGGUUCCCGUAAGUAUUGUUGCUCAAACCGUUAGUUUGACUUUUUAACGGCGCCAAGGUUUUUUCGAUACAAUUUUGCGAAGGAAAAGUUGCUAAUAAUCCUAAUUAAUAUUGAUCCUCGAAUUACCUUGGCAUAAUUACGUUUGGAAAACGAACCGGGCUUGAAAAUCUUGAUAAAUUAUAGUUGUAAUUUAUUUGUAAUGUUUUUGUUCUUUAUAUAGCCAUAACAGACGAGGACGUUGUGACAGAGACUAAAGUGGUUCCCUUCUCUCAAGAUCCCACUGAGCAAGGGGAGUUUGCCAACAGCAGAGAAAUUUCAGAAAAGAAACCUGUUGAAAAGUAUUUGGCAGAGGAUUCAGAAACAGAGCAAUGUGAAGAUGAAGUCCUUGCACCAAAUUGUACGGAUGAAGUGAACAUGAGAGACUUGGAAAUAGAACAAAAGGGGAAACAAACACUAUCUUCGUCAAGCGAAAAUGACCGUACUAUAGAACAGGACAGUAUAAAAGAAGACAGUCCGUCGAAUAAUUCCAGUGUAAAUCAUGGAUGGCAUGAGGUGUUUUCCGAAACAAACCUUACGGAUCAUAAGGAGGUAGUAGAUCGAUUGAAACAGAAAAGACGUGAUACUGCCAUGAGGGACGAUGCUGUGGACAGACCUUUAUUAGGUUUCCAUGUAAGCAAUGUAGCUGAAUUCCUCGACAGUAACGACGAAACGUAUGAGGAGAUACCGCUAUCAGAUGAAGAAAUACCAUCUAACAAAGCUGGUGGAAUGACUAAAGGAGCUAAGAAAGAUAAAAAUCCAACGACUGAGGGAAAAUGUGAUGAUGGCAGCAGUGAUUGUCAGUCAAUACGUACCGUGUCUGAAUAUGUCGACAGUAAUGAUGAGACGUUCAUAGAUAUACCACUUUCUGAAAAAGAAAUAGGAAGGACACUGGGUGUCGAUGAAGUUCAGAAAGAAGAACACAUAGAUGAUGAGUGGAAAAUGGAAAGUUAUACAGAUCCAAGUAGAGAAAUCAAUACUGGAAGAAAAAGAGAGAGAAUUACUGAUUUGCGUGAACUAAUUAAGGAAAAGAAACGAAAGUUUGCAUCUGAGGAUUCAGAAAAGCGCGCUACUUCUCGAAACCGUCGCCGAGUAGUGGAAAUAGUAAAACAUAAAUCUGUUGUUCCUGACGAUUCGACUUCGAAAAGAAGUGAAAUAGCUGAUGAAACGUCACGAAACGUGGCAUCUCCUGUUCCUGAUAGUGAAGUUGUUAUUCCAGAUCUCGUUAAGGUUGUUUUGGAGAACAGACGUAAGAUGACCUCGCCUGAUUCAGGAAGUUGUUUCUCUACUCCUGAUCAUACUGAAACACUCGAUGAAAUGAGACGGAAAAUUUCUUCUCCCGAUUUCGACAAAGAACGGAGAUCUGCCUCUCCAGAGUCUGAAAGCCGUACUAGUACUCCCGACUGGAACCCCAAUGAACACCGUAGGCUGUAUAACAGGCGACGGGCUGGAAGCAGUGACAGUUCUCGUGCUGAAAGUAGUGCGGGCUCGCGUCCUGGAAGCAGUGCAAGCUCACGACAUGGAAGCAAUGCAGUUUCGCGCCCAGGGAGCAGUGCGAGUCUACGAACUGGAAGCAAUGUAAGUCUACGGUCCGAGAGCAGUACUAAACGAUUUCCUCCACCUAAAAGGGCUCGAGUGGAAAAGGACACUCCUGACAAGACACGUGAGCAAGCACGCUCUCGGAGUGGUCGUGUUUUGGAUAUAAAUUACCCAAAAAACCUGUCUGAUCGUUGGUUAGAUGAAGAUUACCCUACAAACUUAUCUGAUCGUGGAUUAGGUGAAGGUUGUUACCCAUCAAACUUGCCUUUGGGGUUAGAUGAAGAUUACUCUAGAUCGUCCCCUGUAGGUUCAAGACGUGAGCGUCAAAGAUCAGUAUCUCCCAGUGUCAGUAAAAGCCAUUACAGCUAUGUCUCUGAGCGAGACAAUCUAACACCCCCUCUACGUCUCUCCCCUGCGAGAGAAAGUAGAUAUCGAUCUAGAUAUAGCAUAAAACGUUACGAUGCAAGAAGUAGUAGCAAUGACAGUGGUAGUUCUAGAGCAAGGCAUCAUGAUAGGAAUAAUAAUAAUUGGUCCAGGCAUGAUGAGAGACCUGACAUGGAUCAAACAACGAAAAGCCAAAUUGAUUUUUCUGAUGAAACAUUCCUGUCAAGUAAGUUAAAAUCUUUGAUUAAUAAUAUUCUUCUAAUAGAAAUUAUACUACUUUGAAGCGUUUUGACCCGAAGGGAGAUGCUUUGUGCAAGUAAUUUUAGUGUUUUAUCAGCAGAUGGCAUGGGAGUUGUACUCUAUAGUUGAUACUCUUGCAUGUUUGAUAACUAUGCUUCGGUCUUGUGGGGGAGAACAUAAUACAGCAAAAUGUCCAUAAAUCUGUAAAAUUUGAAGAAUGUUCUAAAAUCGCAAAUAUUCGAAAUCCUAAAAAGUUGUUUUAAUUACUCCUUCAAAUUCGAAACUACCCUACGAUCCCUGGAGUAAUACCUUCCUUGGACAAGCUCAUCAAAAAAUGGCUACGAACAAAUGUAUAAGUAUGGGCUUGUAUAUUAGAAGAUUUACCGGUUUACGGACGUUUACUUAUUCUUUGAUGAACUUGUUGUUCUCCAUGUAAUGAAAUGAUGGAGGACACUCAAAAUGGCGAAAACACUUUUGACUCCGACAACUUUCACGAUUUGAAAGUUGUCGGGUAAAAAGCCAGCGAAGAUUUCGCCCAAUGCUUUAAAAGGGUAAGAGCAACAAUGAAAUUCAAGUCUGUUUGGAGAGAAAGAACUCGUUAAACUGUGAAAUAAGUUUUUGUACAACUUUUCUUUACCUCUUGUCAUUCUUGAGAUAUUUUAGUUUGUUGGUACACAAGCUGGUAAAUAUUCACGCCAAAGUCAUAAAAGCUCACUGUUCAAAAUGGAUCAAAUUCGGAUCUAUCGAUUAUUCAAUUGGCUAAUCAAUAGCAAACAAUUAAAAAGUUUUACUCUAAUCAAAACAACAUUUAUUUGUGACUAGCUAUAAGUUUGCCCCAAGAGCUAUAGUGAGCCCAUCUAGGAGGCUUACGUUUAAAACAACAUAAAACGUGUGAUUGAGCCACGGACAAGUGGUCAGCCCGUUAUAUAAAUCAGGGUGACACUAAGAAUGUCAAAUCUCUAAAUAUCACUCAUUCAAAUAUCACAAAUCUUAUUCUAGGAUUGUUAAGGCCUGACGUAAUUGAACAUUUGCAAGGGUAUGUUCACAACAAUCUUCAACGCACUUUGGAUGAAUAUCCCGAAUGUUUGGACGAGCCAGGUAUUAUAAUAAGUUGUAAUCUAGUACAACUUCAUUUCUUAAUCAAUGUCUAAUGAGGUCUUGUAUUCACGUAUCUUGUAUCCGCAAGGUUCAAGUCCGAUACAGUCAUGAUAUAACAAUAUUGUUACAACCUUGCGUCGUCAACUAUGUAACUUUCUUGUUAUAUCAUGACUGUAUCAUACUUGUUAGAACAACCUUGUAACAAGUCUGAUCAACAGAUCAAGCUUGUUACAAGUUUUAACAGCUUGUUUCAAACUUGUUACAACAACUAGGAACAAGCAGUGCGAACAACUUGUCGACACAUAUUUGUAACAACUUGUUUGCAGACCUGUAACAACUUAUGCGUUUUUAUGUGUGCAGUUGUCUUCGACAUUUAGACGCGGUCCCUAUAAGGCUAACGUGCAUUACACUGUACCCGAUAGCUGUCCGUAGCGACGUGAAAAAACACCUGUCCGUACCUUUUAGGAACGCUAUUUUCAGAGAAAUUAUUGUAACGGAAGAUGUUGUUUCGCUCAGCUUCUGAAAGCUGUACAUUCUGUAUCGGAUAGCUGCUUUUUUUUCGCGCCACUAUGGAAAGCCAUCCGGUAUAGUGUAAACACGGCCUAAUUCAAUAUCAGAAACGCCAACAACUGAACAAAGCCCGGCUAUUUGUAGAAUAACAAGUCGUUAUAAUGUAAAACUAUAUAUUUAAUCGAUUCGUUAAAUAGAGAAUAAUACAUGGGUGCGCGGAAAUACCAGAUUUAUUUCGAGUGUUGAACAUGAUAUCUCACGAGUGAGCGCAGCGAACGAGUGAGAUAUCAUGUUCAACACGAGAAAUAAAUCUGGUAUUUCCAAGCACCCAUGUAUUUUUCUGUUUAUUAUAUAAAUGACAGUCUUUGAAAAGCGAUAAUUUUUACAGAAAAGCGAUAAUUGAAAAGCGAUAAUUUUCACAUGUGAGAUUAUCAUGAAUAAUCUCACAUGUGAGAUUAUCACUUUUAUCAGUGCUCGAAAUCUCUAUAAAGCACUAUACUUUAUCUAAUAAAUAGAAAUAAAGUUCAUUUACCUUUAUUACAAGAUGUACUUUUUGUUCACUUUGAGACGUAUGCUUGGAGACAUUGUGCUCACUUUGUGACACUCUGUGUCUUAUGCCUGCCUGGAGGUAUUGAACGAAAACAUGCUCGCGUAAAGGUAUAAAUACACCUUGUAGUAGAGGUAAAUGAAUUUUGUUUCUCAAUUUAAAUUAAGACAAUACUCUAGCAAUUAUUUAGCAACUAUAUUUGACGAAUCGAUUAUGUAGUAAGUAUAUAUAUAUUUUAACACGAACGGUUUCUGCCAGCGUAGAUAGUAACAAACCCCAGAGAAUUAGAGAGACAUUCUUUCAGAUGGAUUUAACUACCUGAAAAAUACAAGCAAAACUUCGACAUUUCGAGCGAAGGCGCUUCGACGAAGGGUCGUUUUAUUUUUCAGGCAGUUGAAUCCAUAUCCAUCUGCAUUUCUUUAAUAAUUCUAUAAAUAGCCGCAACCACUAAUUCUCUUAUUGAAUUAGUGGUUGCACCUAAAUGUCAAAAACAAUUCGACUAGAAAUUCUGUUCAGCAGACCGCUCUGCAGAGCAGACCGGAAAGAGUUUCUGGUCUUUACUUCUUUAUAAUUCUUUCCAAAUAUUCGUUUAUUAUUUGUAUUCUCAACCAAUUCAGCAGUAUUGUUUUGCGAAUAGUCUUAUCGUAUUUUUUAGUUGAGAAAAAGAAGCCCUUCUUUGGUGGUAUUGGGUAUGUAUUUAGAAAGCUAUAUAAAGGCCCAUUUACACGAUACGAUUAGUUGUAUAUACGAUUGUCAUUCUGACGAAUGAAAACGAGUGCUAAUGCCACGUUAUUGCUCAUUCGCUAAUGGCGAAAUUUGAAAUGUGACGUUUGUACGCGUGUUUAUUCGAUCACAUACGCCAGGGUACGAAUCGUAUACAACUAAUCGUACCGUGUAAAUGGGCCUUAAGAGUUUAAUCUGAGUAAAAUUACGAGUACAAGAUUCUCCGUUUUCGCGCCAGUCACGCCAUUCUUAUGACUUGACAUUACUGCAUGUUCAAUACAAUCACAAAGCCGUCAGAUAGAUACUCCUCUGCCAUCAACGUGCAAGUAUACAAGUAUAUUCUUACAUGCAAGUCUAUUCCUCACGUUUCAGGAGAGCUAUUAGAGAUCUUACGAUUUUAGGACGGCAACGCGACGGCGACGGCCAAAACAAACUCCUUCAAAUAAAUGGUAUAGUAAAGAUAGUUCGUCGUAUAUUAUCAAUCGUAUAAAUUUAAUACAGUUUUAGAAGUUGAAGACCUGGGUUUUAUGGUUGGGAAGAGUUCUGAUAAACCCAGUUUGAGGUUGUACUUGUUGUGGCUUGGAAUGCAGCCGUUGUAUCAAGACGUGAAAAUCUGUGAUUUAGCGUCGUAAACAGAGCGAGGACAAUGUCUAAAUUAUUCAUAUAUUGUAAUUACUCAAUUCUUUUCAAUGAUCUAUUGUAUUGGUAGCCAUUGCCGUCCUAAAAUCGUAAGGUCUCUAAUAAGUCUAUGACGAAUGUCCUGCAGUAGAAACGUCUGGAUCCUAUCCUUCAAUACAUUUUCUCGUUUUUCCCAAACCUUCGAUGAGAAGGCAAGCUGUGCACCCCCCAAAAGACGGCCAUGGGGGGAAAGUUGCAAAUGCCUUUAACACUGCCUGUAUUUUAACUUUUUGCGGUGUCCGUUGGUUCAUUGCACUUGAUUGCACACCUAUAUAACCGUGAUUUUUUUAUACAUUUGAAGGGAAAUUAUCUACGCCCAAAGGGAUGAAGAGGAAUCUCGCUAUGCGGAGG
This is a messenger RNA of Paramuricea clavata, 22291 nucleotides long. The record is from the annotation of a GenBank genome assembly. NCBI's taxonomy places the organism in Eukaryota, Metazoa, Cnidaria, Anthozoa, Malacalcyonacea, Plexauridae.